Messenger RNA from Protopolystoma xenopodis, 582 nucleotides. The record is from the annotation of a GenBank genome assembly. NCBI's taxonomy places the organism in Eukaryota, Metazoa, Platyhelminthes, Monogenea, Polystomatidea, Polystomatidae.
AUGGAUUCUUGCUCUAAUGAUGUCUGUCACGGCUGCCCUAUACUCCUCUGCUCCUCUACUUUCCGUCGACCUAACACGUCCAGAAAGGCCAGUGGCAAUCCCUUUCUGUUUCUGUCUCUGUCUCUCUCCCCGUGCUUUCACUCCUCUUUCCUCUGCUUUCUGUUCUCUGCUCACUGUUCACACACAUGUACGCUUGCAAUAGACACACGUACACCCAAAUUCUUGGGGGCCAAUCGGUGUGUCAGUGGCAAGGCUUUUCAUCUCGCCUCGUCACUCGAACGUUGGCCAGACAAACUGCGGCCGACUCCGGUCGCCACGGCUGCAAAGUUGACCGAAGAGACCGGGCAGACUAACCGGGUGUCAGUCAGCCUCGUGUCCACCCACCCAGCAGACAGGGGUGUGUCUGGUCGAGGUGGGGCAACUGUGGCAGACGGAUAUAUUUCUCGCCUAACGCUGCCAGGAAUAAGGAUUGUCGUUGAGGCCUACCAGUUUCUUGCUGGGCCGACAGCGAUUUUGCCCAAUUUUUUCCUUCAACACCCGUUCACUGAAGUCUCGGCCUCGCCUCGCUGCCUCAAGGGGUAG